Coprinopsis cinerea okayama7#130 is the source of this 1818-nucleotide messenger RNA. RefSeq lists its product as hypothetical. The record is from RefSeq and is a predicted model, not a curated record. Lineage: Eukaryota; Fungi; Basidiomycota; Agaricomycetes; Agaricales; Psathyrellaceae. The coding region runs from base 1 to 1818 and encodes 605 amino acids. The transcript is spliced from 2 exons.
AUGCGCACCCUCACACAAUCCCCACCGCUCCAAGGCACUUAUACAAGCCCAAUCCCACCACUCGCUGUCCCUUCUCUGGUCUGGUUCGCGAUAAAUGGCCUCUACGAACACCCAGACCAACUACACAACCUCCUUCACUUUCGCCUCAACUUUCGCAGGGAACAAAUCGACAUAGACCUCAACAAUUUGGACCCCCGUUUAUGGGCAACCCUUGUCCAAUUGUAUGACAAUCUUCCCCACAAGCUGUCAACGUACGAGCUACCUCUGAAUGAUAUACAUUUGCCUCUGCUGCAAGAAAUUCCCUCAACCCCCCUCUUUUCUCUGCUCACCGUGCUCAAUUUGGCAUCCUGCAAGUCCUUAGAUGACCGGACAAUUAGCGAACUCAAAUCUCUCCAUUCCUUGGUCGCGCUUGACGCGUCCGAUACCGUUUUGACUCCAACCGGGAUUCAGAGUCUGGCCAAUACCCUCCUCCUUCGCGAAAUUGGAGACGAAGAUGCCCAGCGUCAACACCGCGGGCCAUGGCCCCUCCGUAUCCUCAAUCUGCGAAACUGCAAAAAAAUUACCUCGGACGUGGAUCUGCGAGGUACAGCUUGCACCCGAAAGAUCGAACUGCCUCCUGGUUUUUCUUCUGCCGCCCCUGAGGUGUUCUUUCACCCAACUCCAUUGCUUCAAAGCCUUGAGACCCUGCGUCGAAUAAACUCCAGACUCCAUUCAUCGCCCAAUGCAUACACCCUUCACAUAACCGAACUUCGUCAUAGGGCACUGCCAACCGCUCGGUCCCCCUCAAAAGGUGUGGAGAACGCCGUGGUGACAUUCUCGUCUGGAUCGAACAGGGUCACGGUAGACAAUACCACGGCUAUUGAUCGACGCGCCCAGGCCAGAGAGGAUGCGGAACGUCACGAACGAAACAAAGAGGCGUGGUAUGAGAGGCACGAAAUGACACCACGUCCUGCGGGGCCUUCCAAGCCUGCCUUCCCCUUCCCGCCGCCAAAGCCCUUAUCGAAGCAGCCCCCGUCGUUUCACAAUUCAUUCGCAAAGAGCAAGCGACCACGUCUUGCCCAAUCCAAGCCCCUACCAAUUGUCUCCGUACACAGUACCAGCGUUCAGUCUACUUCAAACAGCGUUCACCGCGACCUGCAGACACGCAAGGCCGGCCUGAUAGAAAGUGCCUCAGCCAUUGAGGCGGGCGCACAGUCCCGGGCUGGGGACACAGUUAACUCGUUCAACAAUGUGGACCCGUAUGAGCCUAAUCGAGACCAGCAGUUGUUUCUUCCUUCUGUUGGACCAGGGUCGCACUUCAUGCUCUAUCGCAAACCACCGCCUUGGAACGCGCUCGAUGCGGCUAUCAUCCAGAUGAGGCAACGCGAAACAAAGCGGAAGGAAACCAUGAGAAUCGCACAGACGAUGCGGACAGCGGAUUUUGCUUCCGUCGAUCGCACCGGGGAGCGAGCGAAUAUGGUCAAACAGCAAAUCGUGAGUAUGGUACCUAGGCGCGCCCAGAAAUGGCAGAGUGAUUUUGGGCCAAUCUCUGCCUCGGGCUCCUCGUCCAAACCCUCCACAAGCAACAAGAAUCCAUUUGCGAAACGGUCGCCUCCCCCUACGGAGACGCCAAAGAAACCUCUCGUCCCCAUCUCUACCGUCCCCACCCCCGUGUUCACGCAGGAACUCUUGGACGUUAACGCGAAAGAGAAUCCUGAAGGUUCCCUGAAACGGUCAUCCUCCAGCGGCUCCACCAAGCGCCAAGCCCGACCGCGCAAGGCCAAUGAGCCGCCGCAACCCCAGUCUGGAUUUGACUGGAAGAAAUGGGCCAAGUCUUGA